Pristis pectinata (smalltooth sawfish) is the source of this 5391-nucleotide messenger RNA. Its product is annotated as PDZ and LIM domain protein 4-like. Gene Ontology annotation, molecular function: actin binding; muscle alpha-actinin binding. The record is from RefSeq and is a predicted model, not a curated record. Gene Ontology annotation, cellular component: filamentous actin; Z disc; stress fiber. NCBI's taxonomy places the organism in Eukaryota, Metazoa, Chordata, Chondrichthyes, Rhinopristiformes, Pristidae. Bases 99 to 1091 code for a protein of 330 amino acids. The transcript is spliced from 7 exons. Gene Ontology annotation, biological process: muscle structure development; heart development; actin cytoskeleton organization.
GGGGGAAAGGGUAUGAUUGUUGCAGCUUUCGCUCUUAGUCUCGCUGGGAUCCAAAGUGUUUGUUUCAAGUUGUUGCACCAGGAGAAUUAUAGAUUAAAAUGCCACAUCCUGUGACUCUUUACGGACCGUCACCUUGGGGCUUUAGAUUAGUAGGAGGCAAGGACUAUAGCCAGCCCUUAACAAUUUCGCGGGUUACUCCUGGCAGCAAGGCAUCCUCAGCAAAUCUGUGCCCUGGUGAUAUCAUUGUAGCUAUCAAUGAAGACAGUACAGAGAAUAUGAACCAUCUGGAUGCACAAAACAAGAUCAAGGCCUGUACUGACCAGCUCACACUUUCCAUUAACAGAAAUGAAAACAAACCCUGGUCCCCAAACGGUUUUGAAGAUGGAAACACUCAAACUUUCAAAAGCAAUUUCCAGGCACAGCCACAGGACUGCAGACCCACUGGGAGUCCAAAUAACAGAAAGCCUAUGCCAUUUGCAGUUGGUGCAAAUACAAAUGAGACCAGACAGUUUGCAAGUACACAGUACAACACUCCUGCUGCAUUGUAUGCCAAUGACAGCAUAGACCACACUUUGCAGGAACAGUUAAGUGGCCUUCAUGUUGCCUCUCCACAGCACACUGAAUCAUCAAAGUUGUCGCCAAAGUUGUGGAAUGAGGUUGACACUGAAUCAGAUGUUUAUAAGAUGCUUCGGGAUGGUGAAGAACCGCCAUCAGAACCCAAGCAGUCGGGAUCUUUCAAAAUGCUGCAGGGAAUGCUGGAAGCUGAACAGACAGGUGACAAAAGUGAAAGGCCAGCUGCCGUCAAAAGUAUGAAAUCCCCCGUAUCAAAAUUCAGCAAUGCUCCACCCACAAUACAGAAGUUGCCACAGUGUACUAGAUGUGAGACUGGCAUAGUUGGUGCUGUUAUUAAGGCACGAGAGAAGCUAUAUCAUCCAGCAUGCUUCAUGUGUUCUGACUGUGGAUUAAAUCUAAAGCAAAAAGGAUACUUCUUCAUUGAAGAGCAACUAUAUUGUGAGACCCAUGCAAAAGCAAGAGUGCAGCCUCCAGAAGGUUAUGAAGUUGUGGCUGUGUAUCCCAACUCCAGGGUGUAAGCAAGUGCUUUGUGGAUCUCCUUGUAUUUAAAAAAAAUACUUUCUUUUUGCUCUAAUAUCUGAAUUCUGACUCUUGUGUGCCAUAAUUUAAAUCUGUUAGUAUUGAAAGAAUGGGUAGAAUCAAAAUGAUCAUACAUCCAGAAAUGAUAAAUUUGUCAAAAUGCUUACCAAGCAUUUUGACAGAUGCUUACCAAGCAUUUUCAAACAAUUGUGUUAAAUUAACUUGCAGUUGACUGCAUCAGAUUUAUUUUUUGUAUUUUUUUUACCUCUGCCUGCUUUUCUGUAAAUGUUUAUUUCUGCUGUAUUUGGAUAUCCAUCACUUGUGUUUAAUCACAGACUGGGAACUAAUGGAGGAUAUUUUAUAGUGAAGGAAUCUCAGCUGAACUCCUCUCUUUCCAUUGGUGGUAGGAGAGGUAUGGUGAAGGUGGUCAUAUGACAAUCACUUGCAAGGUCUGCUGUAUUUUCCUUAAACUGGAACACUUCAUUUGCAGCAUUCCAAAACUAGCAUUGUUUAUCAGCAAAACUCACAUGGACUAAUAUGUGCACUCUGGUCUCUGAGUGUGGCAGGUUCAAAUUGUUCAUAUUUUUUUCACUUAAGACUGCUUUUGUGAAAUUUCAGUGAGAAAUUUAGGUCAAGUUUUCUUUCAUUUUAAGAACUAUAAAACAGGUCACAUUUAUGGCACAGAAGCUGCUUAAAGUUAUUACUUCCAUUUCUUUCAGAAUUUUAACCAAAUAAGUGUCUCUCUGCUCACCUUUAAUAGCACAGUAACUUAAACAGAAAAAUUCUACUCAAAUGUGAAACCAAUAUAUAUAAGAAAAUCUUUCUAAUUGCACUUCCAGAUCAUGUAGGUUAACUAGAAGUGGAUACAAAAAAUUAAUGCUGCUUAAAAAUGACGAUGACCAGCUUUUCUUUGCAGGGGAUGGUAUGUUUGCCAUGUCAGAUUAUUAGUAGUUGUUAUUUCAGACGAAAAGCUAAUGUGUGCUGCUUUGUUUCAGUACUGCCUUCCUUAAGGAACUAAUCACAUUGAUGGUUUCCAGAUAACAGUAUAUUCCUGCUCUGUUAAGAAUUUCAUCUUGUGUAAUAAUACUGUUUUCUAUAUGCUUUAGACUUGAUUGUGAUUGUUAGUCUUGCCAUUAGUUUUAUUAAAAUGUGUAUUUUGCAACAUUAAUAUACCUACUGCUUUCAACCAAGCUGUUAGUUCAGGUUGGUAUUGCGUUGUAUAUGAAUAAUCAAAAGGCAGCUCUAAACUAGUAUUAUGUGCUGAAACAUCUGGCUUGUGUGUUCCAUUUUGUUUUGUGUAAAAUUAGUCAGAGAAUAGGACCUAAUGUGAGUUUGCCAUUUUGCUACUUGAGGUAACCCAGAGCAUGAAUAUUGUAAAUAAUGUGAGUAACUAUUCCACCAAUGGAACAGGAAUAUGAAAUGCUAGGAGCAUUACUGGGAAAUACUGCAACUGGUUCCUUACUGAAAAAUAUGUUCUUAAUUGUUUAAUUUUGGGCCUCAUUAUUUACACCUGCUCACUCUGAAUGGCUGCCUCAUUUCUUGCACAUGUUGAAGAGCAAUAAAGGUUUCUAACUGGUUGCUUGAAUUCAAGGCUGGAAGUACUUUUCAUUCAGAACAGGUGUUGAAGGUGGCUGUGAGACAAGUCAAACUUGAUGGGUCACAGUGGGGAACCUGGGUAAGUGGUUUUGGAUGCAGUUUUGAAAUGUUUUUGGUUGUUUUGGAAGCAUUUUAUGGCAAUUUCAUUUGGGGAUGAAUGGGUGCAAUGUGGUGGUAAGUAGAGGUGGAUCAGACAAUAAAGAUACCUUUGUUUGAAGAAAUGCAACCUAUUUAUUGCUUCCAUAGGCACUGAAAAUAGAUUUUUUUUUUGAAAUUUUAUUGCAGUGUGGCACAAGAUGACCCUCCAAGAUUAAUGUCCUUUCUUUGGUUAUGGGGUGGAAGGGAGAGGAGAGGGAUAAAUAGGGCUGAAGGGCUACAUUCACAUCUGUCUCUAUUCCUCCACUUGCUGCUCCUUAUGUCCUGGACUUCACUUGGUUUCCCUCCUGGAAAGAUUAAUAGUCAAGCUCUAAGCGGCUGCUUUGUGAGCAAUGAUUGACGUUGUUAUGAGUUGGAACUGAGAUGGUCCUGACUCUUACUGGCUUUGGGAAAAGGAAUGGAACAUAUUCUGGUUGAUAUUCAAAUAUAGUUUAUGCAUUAUAUUGCCUGGUAUUUUGCUUGAAUGUACACUGCAGUGGAAGGUAAGUGAGUGAGAUAAUGGAGAUGUAUGGUAUUGGUCUUGAGCUCGGUGGAGGUUUGUGACUUUUCUGAUAAUGUACAACCUGAUUUGUACACCUACUUUUGCUUUUGUGCGUCAUUUUGUCCUGCAACAGUUAAAUAACAAGUAUGAGGAGAAAGUGAUUCCCUUAAUGGGUAUGAACACUUUUAUACAUAAUAAAAUCAAGACACCAUUGUAAGAUUUUUUGGAUGAGAGCAUUUUAGGGUAAAUGCAUGUCCAAGUACUGCAAAUCGUGCCCUAACCAUGGAUGGUGGGCAUUCAGACGAGUCAUAUUAGGUGAAAGGAAAAUGUUAUGUUGUAUUACUUUUCCCAUUUUCUCAGUACAAUGUUAUGGUGUGUAGGCUGCCUUGUUUAUGUAGUCCAUUCUUCUGUGUAGAGUAAACAAUUUUGAGAUGGGCUCUUGUAGUUUGUACCAAUCAUGGUAAUGUAGCAUCAAUGUGAUUAAUCAUCUACCACCCUUCCCUUAGCAGCACCCUUUUAUAGCUGUAUUAUUAUAAGUUUCAUGGAUACAACAUUGGAUCAACAAGCAAUAGAGUGAAAGCCACAGGAAUUACCUCUGUCUAACUCUGCUAAAUUGGUUAGUUCACAAUUCCUAACAUCCAAUGUACCAUUCAUUAGACAUCUCUCAAGGACAGGAUUCUACCAUGUUGAUGCAAGUUUUCUCUUGUGGGUGGACCAAAAUUAGUGUAGGUUUUGUUCUGCACAUUUUUCUUCCCCCACCACCCAUGUGUGGAACUGAAUUUAAAAAUAAUUUGAUAUUCUAAUGAAACAAUAUUACAUUGUGUUUAUAAAGAAUCUUGUUGUGUAUACAUAUCAAACAGAGCAACAGAUUCUUGUAUAUAGAAUCAAGUUGUAUAUUGUCUCCAGUAUUUUUGUUUCUUUUGCCACGCUAAAUGAAUGCUGUCAAUGUGUUGGAAUUAUGAAUUUCUGAUAACUUAUCAAGGCAUUACACAUCAGCUUGAAAUCCAUUUAAAACCCUUGGCUGGAUAAUCAAUUUCUAAAGCAUUACAAUAGUCAUGUUAAAGAUGAAUGGAAAGAUUUUUUUAAAUGCAGAGUUUAGUACAAUGCACAUUUGUCAACAGAUGAGUGAGAUGGCAAAAUAACUUUGUAUAUGAAUUGUAUAUUAAUGUAGUAUUUCAGAGGUGGUUACUUUGAUCAUUAAACCACUUAUUCCUUUUAUGAAAUGUGCAACAUUUUAAAGGAUCUAAGUGGCAUGUAAUUGGGUUUGACCAUUUUGGCUGUUCAAUACAUUGUAAUUUUCUUUGCCAGUACAAAUCAUGGAAUAUUGACCAAUUCUGAAAUGCUGCAUAAACACAGGUGUAUUGUUCAAUGUAUGUGCUUCUUGCAAAGCCUUGAAAGAAUAAAGUGUCUCUAAUGUGCUGGUUACAUGAGGCCUAACAAAAUAAGGAUGUGAACAAUUUAUUCUUUACACAAUGUAAUUUGUAUCUGUCAUGAUAAAAAUAUGACUUGGUUCCAAUAUGUUUCUGUAAUGGCAAAAUCAUGUAACCAUAAGUGAUUCAGUAAAUUGUCAAACUAGUUUGUUGACACUCUGAAAACAAUUCAGUUCCAGUUUUGAUGGCUGAACAAAAAUGCCAUUUUCUUUAAAUCAUGGUAACAGGAAAUGGGUCUGUACAGUUAUGGCAGAUAAAUGGGAUCAAUAUUUUCACAUGCCUGUCAAAAAUUCUAUUUAAAUCUUUUAUUCUAUUAGCCCAUCUGAUUCUACUCUAAAUUUGAAUUGUGUACUGGUUUCUUGUAUCCAAGUUUUUAACAGAAACUUCACGUAUAAAGGUUGUUGAAGACACUAAUGCUUACUCUAUUUAUCUUCCCAUUCCUUUGGACUUUGAAUGUUAACUCUAUAUUAUGUAUUUUAGUACAUUUACACUGUCAUCUACAAAUAUUCCUGUUUCAGUUUUAACUCUGAAGAUUGUUAAUUCUAUAAGUUACAAUUUCCUCUGUAUUCAUGUCUUAAAUUGCAUAAUUAUGACACUAAACACCACUAGAGGAUGCAAAUAAAGCCAUGAACAUGC